AUGUCUUAUCCCGGAAAUGAGGGAUCUCAAGAUCCUUGGGGGGCAUCUGCCGCAUCUCCAUUUGGAAGUGCUCCUUCAUAUUCCUUCGGAGAACAAUCUAUUUAUCCUGCUGAAGAUCCGGUAGCAGGGUCUCCUUCAUGGCAAGCUCCGUUGACUCCAUCGUAUGCGGAGCCUGCACCAGCUUACGCUCUUCCACCUGUUGCGCCGCAAGCUACUUCUCUUCGGGAUCCAAAACCAAUUAAGCCUGUCCUUAAGCCGAAAAAAAGAAGACGGGAAAGGGAACAUAGGUCCAAUGAUCACGAUGAUGACGACGAGUGGUGCUGUCAUCCUUUUCUUAUUGUUAUGUGCAUGGGCUUCACUUUCCUUGGCAGCACGAUUAUCUACGGAGUAACAACUGCUAAUGACUAUGUCCCACCUCAACUUGGCGAUUGCGUUCCUGCAUAUGAUGGAUAUGAUUACGACUACGGGGGACCCCCUAAUUACUAUGGAGGCUACGGUGGAUCACCCUCUUAUUAUGACUCUGGCUAUACUAGCUACUACCUAAACAAUGUUCCUUUUGACUUUGCUACAAGUCUAACUAACCAGAGCUCAUUGGAUUCCCAGACUGUUGGACUUUGCGAUGGAGAUUACGAAUACUCUGUGUCAACAAGUGGAACCUUUCAGUCUCCAAAUUAUCCAAACAACUACGGCCCAUGUUCUCGAUGCACAAAUAGAUUUGCUUCUUCUUCUGAUGGUAUAACUUUUGACUUGAUUGCUUUUCAACUGGAAGCGUGUUGCGACGCCCUCGUGUUUCGAAAUGAGUAUGGAGCAGAAUUUAUGUUGACAGGACACAAACAGACGCAAACUCGAUUUUCGUUCGAAAGCGCAUUCGUUGAUGUUUAUUUUCAUUCCGAUUCGAGCCGGUCGAGAAGUGGCUUUUCCAUCGACGUUUUUGAUGGAUACGAAUCAAACAACGAUAUCAACAGCGUUUAUCCAAGCCUCAAGUUUACCGGAGAAAUUCCGAAGAAAAAAAUUCACCGAAAUUAA
Messenger RNA from Oikopleura dioica, 1026 nucleotides. The record is from the annotation of a GenBank genome assembly. Lineage: Eukaryota; Metazoa; Chordata; Appendicularia; Copelata; Oikopleuridae.